This is a messenger RNA of Hippocampus comes (tiger tail seahorse), 882 nucleotides long. It is a transcript of the gene bet1l, whose product is annotated as Bet1 golgi vesicular membrane trafficking protein-like. The transcript is spliced from 4 exons. The record is from RefSeq and is a predicted model, not a curated record. Lineage: Eukaryota; Metazoa; Chordata; Actinopteri; Syngnathiformes; Syngnathidae. Bases 64 to 414 code for a protein of 116 amino acids.
UAAACUGAAAUCACCACCGGCACUUCUGGUUUGCGCUCCUUGUCCAAUCACGAUUGCUUCCGUAUGACGUCAUUCGCCAACAUGGCGGCGGACUGGAACCGAGGGCAUGGCUCGGUGGAGGACAUGCUGGACGUCGAGAACAAGCGUCUGGCUGACAACUUGGCCACCAAAGUCUCCCGACUCAAAUCUCUGGCGUACGACAUUGACAGAGAGGCCGACGAUCAGAACGACUACUUGGACGCCAUGGACUCCAACUUUCUGAGCAACACGAGCCUGCUGGGCGGCAGCGCCAAGCGCUUCUCCAACAUGAUGCGCUCGGGACGCGACAACCGCCGCAUCAUGUGCUAUGUCACCAUCGGCCUGGUGGUCUUCUUCUGCGUGCUCUACUACGUCGUCACCAGGAUGCAACGCUGAGCCGCUCGCCAUCUCUCGGCCGCUCCCGCCGCACACGACCACAAGACUGCACGGGAAGGAAACAGUUGAGGGGAGGGGAAAAAAAAAGAAACAAAACAAGGCGAGCCAUGGAAGCGAUCUGCAGGGAGCAGCAAAGAGUGCGUGAGCAGCAGCUGGGAACCGAAAGACGUUGUUUUUUUUGGGGGGGGGGGCAUCCAGAUUGAAGAAAUGCGGAUUCGUUUUGGUUAAAUUCUAGUGGUUGUGUACAGUUAAAUUUCCUAAUGACAUUACAGUUGACUAUAGAGUUUGUAAAAUACUUAGUGACAUCUUCAAUGUAAAUGUUCCUGUUCUGCAGUUGGCAAAAGACUGAUUGCUGCAUAUUUAUUCUACCUUUUUAGUUUGUAUCGAUGUUUGUAGCUUGUCAACUGGCUUUUCAAUUCCAUUCCGCUUUUGUGUUGACUCUUUUUGCAAAUAAAUGGUUAAAAUGUG